Pan troglodytes (chimpanzee) is the source of this 1161-nucleotide messenger RNA. RefSeq names its product prothymosin alpha-like. Gene Ontology annotation, molecular function: histone binding. The coding region runs from base 156 to 488 and encodes 110 amino acids. Gene Ontology annotation, biological process: negative regulation of apoptotic process; positive regulation of transcription by RNA polymerase II. The record is from RefSeq and is a predicted model, not a curated record. The transcript has a single exon. Gene Ontology annotation, cellular component: nucleus. Lineage: Eukaryota; Metazoa; Chordata; Mammalia; Primates; Hominidae.
UGCUCUGAAAAGCCAUCUUUGCAUUGUUCCUCGUCCGCCUCCUUGCUCGCCGCAGCCUCCUCCGCCGCCGCGGACUCCGGCAGCUUUAUCGCCAGAGUCCCUGAACUCUCGCUUUCUUUUUAAUCCCCUGCAUCGGAUCACCGGCGUGCCCCACCAUGUCAGACGCAGUCGUAGACACCAGCUCCGAAAUCACCACCAAGGACUUAAAGGAGAAGAAGGAAGUUGUGGAAGAGGCAGAAAAUGGAAGAGACGCCCUUGCUAACGGGAAUGCUAAUGAGGAAAAUGGGGAGCAGGAGGCUGACAAUGAGGUAGAUGAAGAAGAGGAAGAAGGUGGGGAGGAAGAGGAGGAGGAAGAAGAAGGUGAUGGUGAGGAAGAGGAUGGAGAUGAAGAUGAGGAAGCUGAGUCAGCUACGGGCAAGCGGGCAGCUGAAGAUGAUGAGGAUGAUGAUGUCGAUACCAAGAAGCAGAAGACCGACGAGGAUGACUAGACAGCAAAAAAGGAAAAGUUAAACUAAAAAAAAAGGCCGCCGUGACCUAUUCACCCUCCACUUCCCGUCUCAGAAUCUAAACGUGGUCACCUUCGAGUAGAGAGGCCCGCCCGCCCACCGUGGGCAGUGCCACCCGCAGAUGACACGCGCUCUCCACCACCCAACCCAAACCAUGAGAAUUUGCAACAGGGGAGGAAAAAAGAACCAAAACUUCCAAGGCCCUGCUUUUUUUCUUAAAAGUACUUUAAAAAGGAAAUUUGUUUGUAUUUUUUAUUUACAUUUUAUAUUUUUGUACAUAUUGUUAGGGUCAGCCAUUUUUAAUGAUCUCGGAUGACCAAACCAGCCUUCGGAGCGUUCUCUGUCCUACUUCUGACUUUACUUGUGGUGUGACCAUGUUCAUUAUAAUCUCAAAGGAGAAAAAAAACCUUGUAAAAAAAGCAAAAAUGACAACAGAAAAACAAUCUUAUUCCGAGCAUUCCAGUAACUUUUUUGUGUAUGUACUUAGCUGUACUAUAAGUAGUUGGUUUGUAUGAGAUGGUUAAAAAGGCCAAAGAUAAAAGGUUUCUUUUUUUUCCUUUUUUGUCUAUGAAGUUGCUGUUUAUUUUUUUUGGCCUGUUUGAUGUAUGUGUGAAACAAUGUUGUCCAACAAUAAACAGGAAUUUUAUUUUGCUGA